AUGAUGAAAAGAGGUUUAAGCUUAUCCUUGAGGCCGUGGAGAAAGUCUGAUUUCCAUAUGUGGAGAGCCAUGCUCGGAGAGCCAUGGAAUGAUGACUCAUUCGUCAUGCCGGAGAAGAUGACUGAUCAUGCUUCCAUCCUCGAUUGUGUGUCUAGAUCACAAGGGAAAACACAUCUUACAAUUGAGGAGAAGAUAAACUUAUGGGAGAAAGAGAUCGUGACUUUGGAAAAAGAGGUUCAGGAUUGGGCGGAGCAGGCUGAUGGAUGUGACAGUGAGUGA
Molecule: messenger RNA, 279 nt
Organism: Arabis nemorensis
Lineage: Eukaryota; Viridiplantae; Streptophyta; Magnoliopsida; Brassicales; Brassicaceae
Source: the annotation of a GenBank genome assembly